AAAACCCUUUUCUUUCAGAAUUGAUCAUUGUGAAUUUUUAUGGGAAUAAUGUUGAGGAAGUGAUUCAUCACAUACCAUUUGUUGCCUGUGAGGCAAGGAAAUACCUGUGCUGUUAAACAGGCAAGGAGAAGUUAGCAGAUUUCUUUGCAAGGACACAGUCAAACAAAAGCCACCAAAUCAAGUCCAUGUUAUUUCUUUAUGUAGAUAAGAGUUCCUUUGCAGUAAUGUUUGGGGUUUUUUUAUGUAGAUAUUUUAAAGCAAGUACACAACAGUAUCACAAAGCUUUAAGUAGCAUCAAAUCACGUGCUUAGAUUGCUGUAGCCUUCCUAGAUUAAAUGGGGGAAAUGUGAGUAUCCAUUGCAGUAAUCGGAAAAUUGAUCGGAAACUUGCUACUCGGUACGCUAUCCUUCAGUAUUCUGUAAUUAUCCAUAUGUGUAUAUAAUUAAUACUUGAGAGUCAGGCAGGUGCUUUGAGAGUGUCAUCUCCUUUUAUUGAUGUUGCAUCUCUGAUCUGGAGUGUCAUGAGUUAACACAGUCCAGGCUGUGAUGGUGGUAGUCUAUUUUUUCGUGUCUGGACUCAUGUUCUAAGCAGUGAGCACAAGCCAAAUACAUCUCAUUCUAGUGGCGGGAGGACUGGGCUGUCCCUAUCAGAAGGUCAGAAACCUGCUUUUUUACAGGAUUACUGUUGUUCUGAUGGUUUUAAACCACAGAUAUUACCCUCUGGAGUGAUUUACUAAGGAAUUUCCAGCAAAAUGAAAUUGUAGAAAAACAACCAAAAUAUUUCUCUCAUUCACUGUUGCUGACUAAAUGCUAAAUUGAGUAUUUGGCCCACAUAUUUUUGAUGUGCAUAAAUAUUGCAUUUGACUAUUUACAGUGGUGUACAUUGUGGGACAGAUACAUUUUCACAAGAUUAAAUUCACUGGUGACAUAUAUUCUUACUUAUGCCAGGAUUCUGUCUUUGACAUAUCUUUCAUAAACAGUUCCAAAAUGGUCUUGCCACUCGAAUAUUGUGAGCACUACUGUGCACCAUGCAGAAUUUGCAGUAGUGUGGUUCUUGUAACUUUUUGUUUUUAUCCAGACAAACUGGUCUUAACAUUAAAAUUUAUUAAGAAAAAGCCUUUUUGCUGCUUCUUAUUACUGUUGUUUUAUGAUUCAUGACAGAAACAAACUCCAUGGGGCCAGUCAUGUAAUGUGAUCUCUGAACUAUUUUAUGUAGCUUAUAUUAUCUGUAUUUGCUCUUUGUUAUGGAGAACUGGUUUCAAAUGAAACUGUGAUGCUUGCUUUUGCGGUGCUUUACAGAUCCCAGGUGAAGUGAAGUUUGUUUCUGAAACUGUCCGUUGUGAACUUCCAAAGAAAAUCUCAUCUCCUUAUUUUUUCAUGUAUUUUGGGAAAGAAGAUGGAGGUUGUAUAGAACAAGAAUUAAAUAACACUGCUUUUUUAUUGGUUUAAGUUUUAAUAGUUUUCCUUACUGUGCUUUGUAUACUUCUCUGGCAUAGAAACUUGAUAGUAAGCAUGUAAGAUCACAGGCUUCACUAAGACAGCUAGACAAUCUCUAUACCAGUGACUUCCAUGUGCUACAGUCAGCAUGCAGUGGUCUCAUAUUACUCUUCAAGUGGGAAAAGUUCUGUGUGCUUUCAGUACAAUUUGUGUUGACCUUGGUUCUUGAAUGGAGGAGUUGACAAUGGGUACUGGCUUAAUUGUAUCCCUGCUGUGGUGCUGAGUAUCACUGUUAUUAGUGCUACAGACCUUCGUGCAACAACUGUUAGAUGGCUCUGUAGUUCUUUUGUGUACUGAAAGAAGUUAAUUGCAGCAUGGCUUUGACUAUUUUUACACAGAUUGUUUUAUAUUGAUUAUAAAAGUAGUUAGAACUCUGCAUCCUUUCUCUGACUCCCCCUUCUUCGGUGGGUGAAGCUCGAGUUACUUGUUUUAAUUUCUGAGGUCCCUCUAGAAGUUGUAACUAUUUUCUGUCAGUAACUUCCUCAGUAAGAUGCCAAUUCCAACACCAAUAACAGUAUUCACAUCACUUUUCAGCUGAGUGCAUUAAUUCUUUCCUUGCUUUCCGCUAGGCUUGAGCAAAGAUCUUCAUAAAAAAUCUACACAGCAGCCCCACUGUUCUUCGGAGAACUCUGUAAACAGCCCUUUACCUUACAAAGCAUGAGUGACGGGUUUGUGGAUUCCACUGCCUGGCAUGCUGAUCAGUGUCAUUUUGUUUCCUGGUAUUCCACUGUCCAUCCGUUUGUUUAUAGCUAGACUGGAAAUUGUGGCAGGGUCAGCGUUCUUGCUCUUCUAGCCUUGUGAGUGGGCACCAUACAGAGUAAUUUCUUGGCAGAAAUGGAUACAAAUAAUAAAAACAUUAAACAAGGAACUGACUCUUGGUAAUAAUGAAGUCCAAGAUGCAAAAAAAGGAAACUGUCUUCUGAAACAGAUAAGGAAACAACUUCCAGAAACCAUAACGGAUUUGUUGACCUGCCUGCCACAUUACCUGUGUAAUCCUGACUUUCUUUCAACAACCCCGCAUUAACCUGCCUGUAGUUAGCAACUGUUGUCACACCACCAGCCCCUGGAGCUGAAGUUGAAGCCUCCUCCCUCACCUACCUGCUGAUCUUAGUUUUACUCACCAGCUGUCUCAGAGGUCUUUGUAACUGAACUAAACAGGCCAUGCCUCCUCCGGAAACCAUAUUUUGUGCUCAGCAGAUCAAGAUACCCCCUGAGCUACCUGAUAUUCUGAAGCAGUUCACUAAAGCUGCUAUUAGGACUCAACCUCAUGAUGUUUUGCAGUGGGCAGCUGCGUAUUUUUCAGCACUGUCAAAAGGCGAAACACUUCCUGUGAAGGAGAGAAUUGAAAUGCCUUUAGCAGCAGAGAAAAUGGAUGCUGGUUUGACCCCAGGACUCCUUAAAAUCUUGCAUAAACAGCUUUCUCCCAAAGGCACAGUGACUGUUGCAGAACUGAAGGAAAAAUGGAAGCACUUGUGCUUGCCAGAGGAGCAGCUGGAUGCUAUCCUUCAGUUGGACAACUUUGGCGAAGAGGUGAAAUGGAUGGACAUUCUGGCACUUGGGUGCAGCGUGCUUGGCAAGUCAAUACUGAGUUCAAUGAAACAUGCCUGUGAAAUCUUAACAGAGGAUCCAGAAGGAGGAGCGGCUCGCAUUCCUUUUGAGACAUUCUCUUACCUCUACUUUUAUUUGGCCAGUGUCGAUGGAGACAUACCAAAGGAGGAAACUGAAACAUUCCUCCACAAAAUGAAAGAACAAGCUGACAAACAAGCUGGCAUGGUGCUGCUCAGAAACUUUCUGCCUCCACUCUCAACACCAUUUUGACCAAGCCUAUUCUUAAGCAUCAGAUAAGGGGGGGAAAAAAAAGGAAUAAAUAUGUGCAAGAAAAUAAUUAGUGUUAUAAGGACCAUUAUUUGCACCUACAGCACAAGAAGAUCUUCUCUGGCACUUCCUUUUGUUGAAAUGGCCCUUCAGCUGAAGUUAAUUGAAUAUG
Molecule: messenger RNA, 3483 nt
Organism: Cuculus canorus (common cuckoo)
Lineage: Eukaryota; Metazoa; Chordata; Aves; Cuculiformes; Cuculidae
Gene: ROPN1L
Product: rhophilin associated tail protein 1 like
Exons: 7
Coding region: 2658-3314 (218 amino acids)
Source: RefSeq, a predicted model, not a curated record